AGCGCAGACAUUCAGGAGCCCGCAGUCUCGGGAGCGGAGCGGGCGGGCUCGGCCUCGCUGCGCCCGCCGCCGCGGGGGGCCGCCUCCCGCCCCGCGCGCCCGAGGCGCCGCGGAUGGGCGCCGUGCUGACGUGCAGCUGCGCCGUGCUCUCGGAGGAGUGGCGACGUUCCGCCGAGGAAGUCUCCGACGCGAGGGUGGGCACGCAGGCGGCGCUGACCGACCUCACCGACGGACAUGCUGACGGCUUGAGCCGAAGCAAGCGAAGCUUCACAGAGCCCUGCCUUGCGUCCAAGGAGUUCUGUCCUGACGAGCCCGGGGCGGCAGCAUCUGGCCUGCAUGCGAAUGUCCUGAAGACGGCGCAGCUGACCAUCCCGUUCCUCAGGAGCCUC
Messenger RNA from Prorocentrum cordatum, 389 nucleotides. Lineage: Eukaryota; Dinophyceae; Prorocentrales; Prorocentraceae. The record is from the annotation of a GenBank genome assembly.